AUGCCUUUCAAGUCCACGUCAGAACCAUAUACAGGCUUCGGCAACGGUACCAGGCCACCGACUCUGCAGAUGACCGACCACGUAGUGGAAGACCGAGGGUCACCAGCCGACGUCAAGAUCGUCACAUUGUGCGACAUCUUCAAGGUCGCUUUGUUACUGUUGCGGAAACAGCUCGACAGACCACGGGAACAACCCAACCUCAACGUCGACCCCAGGAUACAAAUAUCCGCCAAAGGAACACUUUACUUCUUAUAUGUUAACAUCAUGGACACUGCGGUAUACCAGUGCGGCGUCACCACCUCGUCUACCAUACAACUCGGUAGUCCGGUCCAACUGAACGUCACGAAAGGUAACGUCGCAGACACGAGCCCAGUACUCAUGUAUUCGAGCGAGACAACGGACGCUACACAAGGACAGGCUGUAACACAACAGUGUAUCUUCAGCGGCAGACCCGUUCCAGUAGUUACCUGGUACCGUGACGACAAGCAAGUGACUAACACUACACGUGCGGAACUAUCUUAUACCACCGUUACUAUCAAGAACGUGUCUGAUGGGGACGCAGGAAUAUAUCGAUGUACUGGAAAGAACGGCGUCUCGUCUGACUCCCAUGACGUCACUUUGAUUGUGACGGUCCCACGAAAUGAUAAGCAGUCCACUACACCAGUCCAGCAGGAUGUUGACACGACAGCAGCGUCUUUUGACAGGACACCUUCUGUUCUGGUCAUUGUGUUGACGGUUGUGUUCAUCGUACUUGUCCUAAUUGGAGCGGUUGUGUGUACCAUGAUAUGGUGA
This is a messenger RNA of Haliotis rubra (blacklip abalone), 792 nucleotides long. Its product is annotated as brother of CDO-like. The transcript is spliced from 7 exons. The record is from RefSeq and is a predicted model, not a curated record. Gene Ontology annotation, biological process: cell-cell adhesion. Bases 1 to 792 code for a protein of 263 amino acids. Lineage: Eukaryota; Metazoa; Mollusca; Gastropoda; Lepetellida; Haliotidae.